Messenger RNA from Dalotia coriaria, 3356 nucleotides. Its product is annotated as protein pygopus-like. NCBI's taxonomy places the organism in Eukaryota, Metazoa, Arthropoda, Insecta, Coleoptera, Staphylinidae. Gene Ontology annotation, cellular component: actin filament. Gene Ontology annotation, biological process: actin filament polymerization. The record is from RefSeq and is a predicted model, not a curated record.
AUGUUUGUUGCACUGCUGUGCGCAGUGUUAGCAACCCAACAGAUCGCCGCCGUGGUCAACAGCGGGGCGGCUAGCACUGAUACCGAAACAGACACUGCUAGUAGUGGUAGUAAAUCUAGUGAGACUAGUGGUAGUAGCACGAAUGUUGCUGAUUCCAUAGCGGCCAGCUCAGAAGGAGAAGCAAAUCGGCGUGAGGCGCCAAUUGUACCCCACGAGGUGUAUGGCCCACCGCAGGAUUCAUUCAGUGCGCCGCAGGAUUCUUAUGGGCCGCCUCCGGAUACCUAUGUGCCAUCAGCUCCGAGUAAUCCUGGUCUGCCAGUGCCUGUUUAUGGAGUUCCUGAUGGACCUGCUAGUAAUACGGUGUAUCCCGCUCCACCUGCUGAUAUCCCGCCAUCUUUGCCUAGUUUUGGACCACCGAAGAAUUUCUAUGGUCCACCGAAGGAAUUUUAUGGACCUCCAAAGCCAGAAUAUGGACCUCCAAAGGCAGAAUAUGGUCCUCCGAAUAUUAAUUUUGGUCCUCCGAAACCAGUUUAUGGUCCACCACCAACCAAGUAUGGUCCACCUCCGCCAGUGAGCUUCCCAAAGCUUCCAAAACCUAAUAUUCCUGGUCCGUUCUUCAAACCCAAACCUUUUUACGGCCCACCUCCUAAAACUCAGUAUGGCCCACCGUCAAAACCAUUCUUCAAACCUAAACCUAUUUAUGGACCACCAAAGCUUCAAUAUGGACCACCUAAACCUGUCUAUGGCCCACCAAAACCAGUUUAUGGACCUCCACCUAAACAAUACGGACCACCACCAUCUCCGUCUUAUGGCCCUCCACAAAAACAAUAUGGACCACCACCACCAUCGUAUGGACCUCCAAAACACCACGGACCACCGACUUCACAAUACGGACCUCCUGAUCCAGUCCCACAUGGUCCUCCGCAUCCAGGCGUUGGAGCACCACCAACACCCCCAGAUAUUAAAUACGACGGUUGGCAACCAAUGCCUGGUUUGGUUUCGCGUCCACCAUCCGACUCAUAUGGAGUACCUCAUGCUGAGCAACACAGUGUAGGAGACUUACAAUUCAACAACGAUUUUGUGCCACCUCCAGCAAUUGGUAAAGGAAUAUCUUCCUUGAGUUUGGGAUCAUCGUACGGAAGUUCUGCCGGUAUUAGUGACUCGUACGGUGCUCCGUUGAAUACCGUCACUGGCACGGGUAACAUCAUCAGCACAUCUGGUGACGCGCAUAUUCACAAUCAGGAUCAAAGUGCUAUUUCACUGGGUUUAUCAGCCGCUGGUAUCGGGGGCGGGCAUAAUGGACAAUUAUCUGUUGUAAAGAGCAUUGGAUACGAAAUAUUCCCCAACGGUGGAGGUGGAGGAGGCCAUGGUCAUGGACACAGUUCUAGUCAUGGAUCUAGCAAUAGUCUGAGCUUUCUAGAUGAUUCCUACGGUGCCCCACCAGUAAACUCAUUUUCUUCAUCUGGACCUUACCCAGCGUCACAUUCUCACAAACAUCACGGUCAUGGAUCAUUCCAUGGUGGUAGUUUCGGAAAAGGUUUAUCAUUCUCAUCAUCUGGUAUUGGAUUAAUUCCACCAAGUGGUUUAUAUGGAGUACCACCAAGCGGUCAAUAUGGAACUCCUUUGUUACAUAAAGGACCACCGAAACAUCCCGUGCAUUUCCGGGAACCAGUCCCACAAGGUUUGAUCCAAUCAAUUGGAAACCAUGUGGCUCAUAAUGAUGCUGCUGGUAUUAUUGAACCACCUGGUAACUUCAACGGACCACAAUAUAUUCCACCACCAAUUGGUGAUUUGAAAGACGAGCCAAAACCACCAUCUGGUUUGUUCUCCCUGCCGACGUCUCAUAGCUCUAUUCAAUUCCAAACUGGUGGAUUCCAACAAAGUUCUUCAUUUGGUGGAGCACAAGCUGCUGCUUUGACUAGUUACAAUGCCCCAUUGGGUAACAUUGACAGCAGUUAUGGAGUACCAGCUCAAAAUGGACAUAUUGACUUAACCCAUCUUGGCAGCAGCUCAUUCCAAACCAACAUUCCACAUGACUGCAGCGCACAUAAAUUCACAACUCUACCACAACUUUCCUAUGGAGUACCUUCAGCAAACAGCUACACAGCUUCCUUAUCUUCUUUGACGACCAACAUUGGUGGUAACGCACCUUCAGCUCCAACAACAUCAUAUGGAACUCCUGAUUUACAAACUGCUUAUACUGUUUCCAAGGGAUCUUCCGUAAAUUCAGUUCAAGCGGAUACCCAAGCAGACACUCAUAGCAAAUCAGUAGCUGAAGGUUUCGCACCAGGAAGUGAAUUGAUCAAAUCACAAAGCAUUGACUUUAACAAUAUCCCACUACAAGGUGCACUUGGAUCCUACACCCUUCAGAUCCAAGCCGCUGAUGGAGCAGCUGGAACCGGAAGUUCCUCAGUGCAAGUGCCCCAUGAUCAAGUCCUGAACGAUGCUCUUCAAUCCAUCCUAGCAGCAAUUGAACAACCUCAGCAAAAGAAUGGUAAUGGAAAUUCUAAUACCCAAAUUGUAAGCCAACCUUUAUUAACCACUGGAGCUGAUCAACAACAAACCCAAGUGCAACUCAGUGAUGAUUUGCAACUACCCUCCGAAGCUAUCACCUCUCAAUUCAACAAACAAUUUGAUGAUGAAGGUCAACACUCCCUUCGUGAACAGGUGGUAGUGAUAGCUCCCCAGACAAGUGAAGAACCUUCUUCCCCAUCAACAGAAAAACCUAAAAUCGAAGGUCAAGAUGAAGAAGAUGCUUCCGUACAACUCAUAGAUGAUAAUGAAAUCGCGUUGUACUUCAACAACAAUGCCGACACUUCAAAAACACAACAAAAUGAUCAAACCAACAAAGAAGAAACGCAAACUACAGACGUAAAGGAAGAAGCAGUUCGAUCCGGUAAAAGCGGAAGCUAUGUCUCCUUCCAAGCUCCCUCAGCGAGCUACUCCUUCGGCGAACUGAAAUCAGAAACGUCCGCGACGAACUGAAUGUGCUCAAAAAGACUUUUGUUUUGUUUUCGUUUACGAUUCCGGAGUGCUGCGCCAUAAUCGCCUCGUUGAAGCACUCCACGUGUGUGUGCGUGUCGCGCGCAGCCGCAGAGACAACUAUAAUGUCAUGCGUUUACUUAGUAAUAAGAUAAUUUAUUGUACUUAACUUUUUUUACAGCCAACAAUUGAAAUAAUUUAUAAACGAAUGCUCUAAAUGUAAUAAUAACAGAAACCUCUUGUAUGUACAAAAAUAACAUCUUAAGAAAAAAAAGAACACAAAUCUAUUAUUUUGUUUCGUUUGUGUGUGUUUUGACCAAAUUUGUUCCAGCAAAUCAUUAUUUUGUUAAUUUGUGCAAUUUGUAAACGUCGAA